Molecule: messenger RNA, 1443 nt
Organism: Colletotrichum spaethianum
Lineage: Eukaryota; Fungi; Ascomycota; Sordariomycetes; Glomerellales; Glomerellaceae
Exons: 2
Coding region: 1-1443 (480 amino acids)
Source: RefSeq, a predicted model, not a curated record
AUGAUCCCCCAGGCGGCAACUCUCCUGGCUUAUGCCGCUCUCCUCGCUACGGCAAGCCCCGUUAUUCAGCGUAGAAACGUGACGGAGCUCAACGAAGAGGCCACCAAAGAAGCGCAUCCGCGCGACGACACAGCCACCCGCGCCUUCUCCAACAUUCAGAUCAAGACCGCCGACGGGAGGUGUCUCUUCGUCGACAAGCUGUCUGGGGACUUCCGCGCGAACCUGACUCCCAUCCAGGUCGCCGACUGCGCGGUAAAAGACGACCAGGGCUGGGAUGUCAUUACCGCCGGAAAGCACAACGACCAGUCCAACACAAUGCUCAUUGUGAGCACACUGACGCAAGCGUGCUUCAACUUUGAUCCCCGCCGUGCCGCGGGCAACCAGGUCAAUCUCUUCUCUUGCGGCGGACGCGCGGCGGGCGAAGGUAAGGUGACGGGUUCGCAGCUGUUCGCUUUGGACACCGGCGCGGGGCCCUCCACAUUCCAGCCCAAGAAUGUACAGGGCAAGUGUUUCACGGUCAAGGGCAACGUGGUGGACGUGGCGGACUGCAACGCGGACGACAAGGCGCAGUCCUUUGCGUUUGGCGGGCCUGCUACCGGAGGCAACGGUGGAGGCAACGCCGGCGGGGACAACGGCGCCCAACAGCCCGUGCCUUCGACGACCGCCGCCGCCGUCGCUACGGAGAGUCCGGCGCCCGAUUGCGGCGGUGACGUGAUUGUCACGAUGACGGUUACGGCGACGGUCAACCCGGGCCAGGGCAACUCCGGCAACGUCCCCGCGACUACCCUCGCGCCCGAUGUGACGUCCGCAUCAGCCACGGCGCCGCCUGUUGCCUCGACUGCCCCGGCCGCCGGAAACGGCAACGGAAACGGCGGUCAACAGGGAAACAUCCCCGCCGCGAACCCGACGACCCCCGUCCCCGUCUCCCGCGCUGGCGGCACCCUCAACCCGACGGCGGCGGCCGAGGCCAACGUCUUCGACGCCACGGCGACGCGGGCCUUCACAAAGGCAGCCAUCCGCGCGCCUAACGGGCAGUGUCUCUCGGUGGACCCCACGGCGGGCGACUUCCGUCAGAACCUCAUCCCCGUCGCCCUGGCCGCGUGCGACGGCACGCCAAACCAGCAGUUCGACGUCAUCUCCAAGGGCAAGCACAACGACGGCAAGGACAACGGCGUGCUGAUCGUCAGCAGCCUGACCAACGGGUGCGUGAGCACGGACGGGCGCCGGGCGGACGGGGACACGGUCACCAUCUUCUCGUGCGGCGGGCGCGCCGCGGGCGAGGGCGGCACCAACACCGGGCAGCUGGUCCGGGCGUUUGGCGACAGCUUCCUGUGGUCGCCCGUCAACGACGCGGCCACGUGCGUGGUCCCUGGGACUCAGGGGCGUCUGGUCACGGCGGCGUGCAAGGGGGAUAACAGCGAGACGUACAAAAUCGUUGUUUGA